CAUACGCCUAUCGUAAUCCUUGUCAUCUGACAUUGCGUCUGAGGCCGACGCUGACACCAUGCGUGAGGCUAUUUUGCGCUUGGUCAAGAAGCGAUUCUCUAACCUUAUCCUGAUGCCUUCCGAGCAGAUCGGGGAGGACAGGUUGUUGCUUGAGUUUGGCGUCGACAGCAUGAUAGCGUCCGAAUUCCGCGCUUGGUUUUGGUCCGUGUUCCGGGUUGAUGUUUCGUUCUUGGAUAUUAUGAGUGCUUAAACAUCUCUGGUGGUCUUGGCUGAGUUUGUGGAGGCGAAGUUGAAGGUGACUGCUAGUUAGAACAGCAUUAUGUCCGAGUUCUAACCCAUCAAGAAUACGCCAGCCAUGUAAUUGAAUAACUACAUGAUAUCCCACCUACUACUCGGUCCUUCUUUAAUUGCGGUGAUGCGCAAAAAGAAAUUCUGUCAUGAAUUAUGCAAAUGGGAC
Messenger RNA from Daldinia loculata, 457 nucleotides. RefSeq lists its product as uncharacterized. The coding region runs from base 59 to 250 and encodes 63 amino acids. The transcript has a single exon. The record is from RefSeq and is a predicted model, not a curated record. Gene Ontology annotation, molecular function: phosphopantetheine binding. Lineage: Eukaryota; Fungi; Ascomycota; Sordariomycetes; Xylariales; Hypoxylaceae.